AUCAAUCUGUUACCAAAAUUUACAUUUAAUUGAAGAUCGUUAUAAUAUUUCAUGAAAGUAAAAGAUGCGCGCAUUGUAGUUACGUCUUAAGGACAUAUCUAUUCUGUAAAGAGACUUCAUAUACUCGAGAGAAACGAUCUUUACCGGCCUUCAACUUCCUCUUCCCGUAGCUGGAUAUAAUGGCGUCUGGAACACUUUACACAUACCCGGAAAACUUUAGAGCUUACAAGGUGCUCAUUGCAGCUCAGUACUCUGGUGCUCAAAUCAAGAUUGCAGAUGAUUUCGUUUUUGGCGAGACAAAUAAAACCGAAGCAUUUUUAAAGAAAUUUCCACUGGGCAAGGUUCCAGCAUUUGAAACAUGUGAUGGGAAGUGUAUUACAGAAAGUAAUGCUAUUGCUUAUUAUGUGGCUAAUGAUCAAUUGAGAGGUAAAACUGACCUUGAACGUGCAGAAAUUAUUCAAUGGUUUGGAUUUGCAGAUUCAGAAAUUCUUCCAGCUAGUUGUGCAUGGGUAUUUCCAUUACUAGGAAUUAUGCCAUAUAAUAAACAGAAUGUAGAACAUGCUAAAGAUGAUGUGAAAAAAGCUUUGACUGCCCUUAAUUCUCAUCUACUCACAAGUACUUACCUAGUUGGAGAACGACUGACAUUAGCAGAUAUUAGUGUAGCUAUGACAUUACUUCAUUUAUAUCAGUACAUUUUGGAACCAAAUUUACGUAAACCAUAUCAGAAUGUAAAUCGAUGGUUCCAAACUGUUAUUUAUCAACCUGAAUCAAUGGCUGUAAUUGGUGCCUUUAAAUUGGCUGAGAAAACUCUUGAAUAUGACCCAAAGAAAUUUGCAGAAACUCAAGGAAAAUCUUCAAAGAAAGAAAAAAAGGAAAAAGAAUCUAAGAAAGAAUCAAAGGAAGCAAAGGAGUCUAAGAAAGAGACUUCUGAAGAUUUAGAUCCAGCAGAUGCAGUUUUGGCUGCUAAUACAAAUCCUUUUGAUACAUUACCUAAAGGCACUUUCGAUCUUGAUGAUUUUAAAAGAUUUUAUUCUAAUGAAGAGGAAGUAAAGUCUAUACCUUAUUUCUGGCAGAAGUUUGAUCCAGAACAUUACAGUAUUUGGCUUGGUGAAUAUAAAUAUAACAAUGAAUUAACAAAGGUUUUUAUGUCUUGCAAUCUUAUAAGUGGAAUGUAUCAACGAUUAGACAAAAUGCGAAAAGGCGCAUUUGCCAGUGCCUGUCUGUUUGGUACAGAUAAUGAUAGCAGCAUCAGUGGUAUUUGGAUUUGGCGCGGACAAGAGCUUGCUUUUACGUUGUGUCCAGACUGGCAAGUAGAUUAUGAAUCAUAUAGUUGGACUAAAUUAGAUCCAACUAAAGAAGAAACAAAACAAUUGGUUCAACAGUACUUCAGCUGGACCGGUACUGACAAGAAGGGGCGUGAAUUCAAUCAGGGAAAAAUUUUCAAGUAA
Eufriesea mexicana is the source of this 1448-nucleotide messenger RNA. RefSeq names its product elongation factor 1-gamma (gene eEF1gamma). The transcript has 8 exons. Lineage: Eukaryota; Metazoa; Arthropoda; Insecta; Hymenoptera; Apidae. The record is from RefSeq and is a predicted model, not a curated record. The coding region runs from base 180 to 1448 and encodes 422 amino acids. Gene Ontology annotation, biological process: translational elongation. Gene Ontology annotation, cellular component: nucleus; cytoplasm. Gene Ontology annotation, molecular function: translation elongation factor activity.